GGGGGUCACUCUCAUUAGUUGCUAAGAUAAACCGCCAUCUUUGUUUUUAGUUUACAAGAUGGCUGCCUCUGAACUAUUAUUUUUGGAACGUUGAAAAUGGUGUUUAUGUUGUGAUUGGCAAUGAAAUAUUUCAUAAUCUGAAGAUAAUACGUUAGUACUAGUGGUAAAAAACCCCCAAAAACAGGAAUUGAAAAGAUGCCUGCAGUAACAAUGUCACGCUAUACUGGCACAACCAAACAAAACAUUAAUGGAAUAGAAGUAGUUGAUGGAGUUGUUUGGCAAGGCUGGGAACCAGGCCAAGAGUACACCAAAAAUAUUACAUUAAAAAAUGUCCAAGUCAAAACACAGAAACUCAAAUUCAAUGUACCAAAAAGCCGAUUUUUUUCAACUCUGUAUCCAAAACCGAUUGUUCUGAGUGCCGGUACAAGUUUCACCUUACCAGUGACCUUUCGUCCAUUAGAGAAAAGUGUUUACGAGGAUAAAAUUCAGUUCAGAACACAGGAAGGAGAAUUUGAAGUUCCAAUUAAAGCAGAGUUACCAAAAUUUAACAUUCAAGUUCCAGAAAAACUUGAUUUUAAAAUGUGUGCUGCCAAAGACUUUGUGGAAAUGGUUUUUGAAGUCUUUAAUUCUGGCGAUACUGAUACUACAAUCAAGUGGGAAGUUAUAUCACCAUUUACUAUUGAACCCAGUGAAGCUGAUCUAAAAUAUAAAUCAUCAUGUAAAUUUAAAGCUACUUUCAGACCAGAGGCUGCAACUGUAUAUAAAGGUGAAGCUAUUUGUAAAUAUGGUCCAAAUUCUAGCUUUGAUAAAACAACAAACAUUAAAGGAAUUGGUAAAUACCCACAUAUUUUGGUAUCAGCCUCAGGUAAACCUGUUAAUAAUUUGAAACAAGAGAAUUUAGAGUCAAUCAUUAAUUUUGGAACAGUAGCGGUUGGAUCAUCAGUACAGAAAUGGAUGGAACUUCAUAAUCUCUCACCAGUAAGGGUACCAUUUCAAGUAGAACAUCAACAACAUGCUAAUAGUAUUGAUAAAGUAUUUAAUUGUUUGAUGAAGAAUGGAAUUGUUCCACCAAUGACAGCUGUGAGAAUUCCUAUGAUGUAUACACCUAGUUUAGUUGAUACAUCAAAUAUAGAUUAUUUCACUGUAUCAGCUGUAGGAAAUAUUAGUCAAAGUUUAGUUAAAUGUGUUGGCAUGUCAAAAGGGCCAAUAGUACAGCUGAGUUUCCGUGCUGUGAAUUUUAUGCAAAUCGAUUUGGGUCAGACAGCUACUAAAAGUGUGGAAGUCAUCAAUAAUUCUGAUGUGGAGGCUGUUUAUCAGUUUAUGAUAGAAUCAGAAGAUAGUGUUUUUAAAUUUCAACAAGUUGCCGGUGUGUUAAAGCCAAAAACAAAAGAUACGAUUAUUUUGAAAUUUUGUCCACCUUAUCCUAUUAACUAUUAUCGUCGUAUUACAUGUCUGGUACAUAAUCAGGGCCCACUAUUUUUAGAUCUACUGGGUACGUGUCAUUCAGAGACAGUCAAACCAGCCGUUUUACUAUCAAAACAUAUUGAUAGAUAUAAAGUUCAUGCAGAACGAGGAUUCUCAUUUUAUGCUCCAGAGCAAUUGAAUGAAUUAAUUCAAGAGGGCAAACUUCUCCCUGAUAAAGAUGGAUAUUUACAAAAAACAGAUUCUGAAACAUUAGAAGUAAAGGAUAACUCAUCUUGUUCAUCUCAACCUAUGGAUUAUUAUUUUAAUGAUGGAUUUCAUUCAGAUGUUAUGACAACAGUACCACAUGUUAGUUGUGAUAUUAAUGUAGCAGAUUUUGGAAAUUGUCAAAGUUUACGUACUGUUGAAGAUAAGACUGUAAACAUUACAAAUCAUACAAGAGGAAAAGUUACUGUUCAAUGGAUAGAAAAUUCUGGUGUUCAAUUUUCUGUUCAUCCUACAACAUUAGAUAUCCCACCAUUAAAAACCUGUUCUUUUAGAGUUUCUUUUAAACCUGGAGCACCAAAUCAGUUUUAUGGUGAAGAGUUAGAAUGUUAUGUAUAUUAUAAAAGUUUACGUGAUUAUAGAUUAGUACAAGAUAUAACACAUUGUCCACCCUGGUGUUUAACACUUACUUGUACAGGUCACACUUUUAUGCCUCAUCAUGAAACAUUCUGGCCAAGAUAUACGUUAGAUAAUCCUAAAGUUGUUUUUAAUGCUGUAAAUACCCAGGAAUCAACCUAUAGAACUAUUCUAAUGACAAACACUGGUACCACUCCUAUAUUUCUUGAUAUGGAAUCCGAUCCUGACAAUAUAUUUGCUGUAAAACCAAGGAAAGGUUUAUUUAAAGGGAAAUAUCAGAUUUUAACAGUAAAAGCUACACCUACAGAAACUAAAAUCUACAAACAAGAUUUAACUCUACGAUUGAAUGAUAACGAAAAAUACAACCAGGUUAUAGAGUUAAAUGGUUCUGCGGAAUCAGCAGAGGUAUUAUUAGAUACUGAUGGUACCAUGUUCUUUAAACCUACUUGUGUUGGUACUUCCUCUAAAAAAAGUUAUGGUAUUAAAAAUGUAUCAAGAAUACCACUCAGGUUUGAGUGGAAAUUAAAUCAUGUUGAUGCCAAGUUAUUAAAGGUUCACCCUGAUUGUGGUAUAAUACAACCUAAUGAAUAUCAGAGUCAAGUCUGGUCUUUUAUUCCAACAACUGAGAAUAAGUUUGUAAUGAAACCAAAUUUGAUUGUUUGGGGUCAAGGGUUAACUGAUAAUUCAUCUGGAGGAAUGAAAAAACAAUUUAAAGUCCGAGCUAUUGGUGAAGGGGCUGUUGGAGAAUUAAAGGUGAAUGAGAAUCAUUAUGAUCUAGGUGAUAUAGUUGUUGGUAGUUCAGCAUCACAACAUUUAACUAUUUAUAAUAAUAGUAACUGUAGUUUACACUUCCGUCUAUUAGUUAAUCAAAAUUUUGAAACACCUCAUGCCAUGGAUGCUGUUAGAGGAGAUAAAAUAGGUUUAGAACUUGAAAAUGGAGAAGGUGUUAUACCAGCUCGAUCUAAACAUUGUGUACUAGCUACAGUUAGACCAAUCAGACGUGUAGAAUAUCAAUAUACUAUAUCAUAUCAGCUUCUUACACCACAAGGAGGAGAAACAGAAUCACAACAACCAAAACAUUUAUGUCAUAUCCUUGCAACAGGUGUAUUUCCUCUAAUGGCUGUAACUGAUGCUCGUUGCUAUGGUAGUGCUGUUGGUAUUAGUAAGAAACAGUUAUGGAAUCUGUUUUCUUUGGACACGAUGAAUGUAUGCCUAGAUUCUGAUCCAUCAGCACCAGAGUUAAUGUAUACUAUGGCUACAAGACACAGUCACAAUAGACGUCCACCAGUAUAUACUCGUGCUAUCAUGGAUUUUAAUUUUGGAGCUGCACCUUUAAAAAGUGAACCAUGUAUUGUUAAUCUGAUGUUUGAAAAUACUGGAACAGUUCCAUCAGAAUGGGCAUUUUUAUUUCCAUCUGAUUUACGAUUAGAGUUAGAAUAUUGGGCUGAAACAGGUGAAUAUGAUGAAGAUGAACUCCAUGAGAUGAAAGUUAUGGAUAAUAAACUGUUUACUAUAGAACCUAAAAGAGGUCAUCUGCAACCAGGAGAAUGUCAGACUGUGACCUUCACCUAUCAACAUACAAUGGCUGGCACAGAUAGACUUCCUGUUCUACUCAAAUUAGCUCAAGGGCGUGAAUUAUUGUUAAAUUUUAUUGGUGUAACUGUAGAACCAGAUAGAAAGUAUAUACAUUUCCCUUCUAAUAAACAUAUGUUUACACCCGUUCCUGUUGGUGAAAAAGUUAGUCCUAUACAGAUUUAUGAGUUAUAUAACGGUGGAGCUGUUUCAGUAAACUAUGAGUUUGAUUUAACAAGUCUUGCUCUUCUACAACAGGAAAACUUUGAUCAACCAAUAUUUGAAUGUUUAAAUCCAUUAGGUGAAAUUUUACCAGGAAGAUAUGUGUCUAUAGAAUGGAGAUUCUCACCUCUUGAAGCUAAAACUUACAUGGUUGAUGUACCUAUAAGAGUAUGUGGUGGUGAAACAGCUAUAGUAACAUUUACUGGUGUAGGCUAUGAUAAAAGAGUUAUGGGUGAUACAAUGCCAAUAACAGAGCAACAAGAUUUAACAGGUGUACCUAGUAUACAGAGUGUACCUGUACCAGGACAGCUGGCCUACUUGUCACAAGAACGGAUCACCUUUGGUAAUGCUCCGUUAUUCAGUCGAUCUAGAAGAAUUGUAUUUGUGAUGAACAAGUCUAAAGAGAAGAGUAUAUUUUUUGAAUGGCAUGUAACAAGUCCAUCAGAUAGUCAGUUUUUGUCCAUCUUCCCUUUAAAAGGUUAUUUAGAAGCUGGUGAAAGUCAAAUGUGUCGUGUUUCUUUCUUAGCUUCAAACACUCCAUCAUUUUAUGAUCUUGAUCUCAUAUGUCAGAUAACAGAUGAACAUGAAAUGAAGAAAUAUAGGAAGAAAUUAGCUGACUGGGAAAAAGAGCUAGAAAGACAGAAAAAUGAAUUUACCAUAACAGAGAAUGAUUUAGAUGCUGAUAAACGACUUCUAGAUUCUCCUCAUACAAAAAAUGUUGUAAGUGAUCGAGCUACACCUGAUGGAGAAAUCAGUAAAUACAAGACUUUGCCUCCAAUUCAAAAGAAAACAUCUGAUGUGAUGUACAGAUCAGAGAGAAGACAGAGAAAAAAGGAGAAAGAAUUAUGGGCAAAACCAGUCUGUCCACCUCCAUUCUUACUCCAUUUAGGUGUGACAUCUAGAACACAUGGUAUCCUAGAUUUCCAGAACAAUUUCCCACAUGAUUAUAAAAAGUUCCAUAUUGAUCGAGUUAUCAGUAAGAAAUGUAAACAAGAGAAGAAGAAUGAUGAUGUAAUAGAGAAGAUAGAAUGUAGUCAAGGUGAAGCAGGUGUUAUACAAGGUGUUAUGUGUAAUGUUCUCAGAGGAUUACUGGAUGAUGCCUACUUUGUUGAAGCAAUUAAAAAAGUAAUCAAAGAACCAAUUCCAUAUUUCCGUCAAUUUGGUGACCGACCCAGUACAGCUCGAACACAAGCAUCUGAUCAACACAAAACUGAUAUCAUUGUGGAAGAUAUUACGUCAAGUACUCCGGAUGAAGGGGAGAGAACUCUAUCACAAACCAGUCAACACAGUCAGGAUGUAGAAUCAGCAUCUGCUGCUAGUAGUAUACAUUCACCAGAACCAGUGAAGACACCAGAGAGUGAGACUGGUUUAACAAAGGCUACAGACAGUACAGAUCUACAAAAUAAACAAAAACAAACAUUGAAAAAAUUACCACAAGUGGGAAAUAUGUUAGAAUCUGUUCUAGAGAACUCACUGUUUAAUAUCAUGUCUGAAGCUCUAGCACAGGAAUUUAAUAUUACAGCACGUCCAAGAUACAUCGCACUACCAAAACGUCCCAACUCGUCCAAUAAUCGCUCAAACAAAAUAUAAAAUCAUCAUUAUUGUCUUUCUUUCAUCUUAUUACUGAUAACAGUCUAUUCAUUGAAAAAUAUCUUUUGCUAAACUCUAAAAAUAUUUUCCUUUAAUGGUAAAUGCUGCAAACUCUAGACUGAUAUACAACUGUAUAAAUUUUGAAAAACUGUGAUAUAAAAUGUAUAUUUGUAUAAAAUAAUUAUAUUGUAUUAUAAGAUAUUAUAUAGAUAUAAGUUUAUUUAUUUUCCAUUAUCAAUUGUGUGAUAUCAAUAUAUAUAUAUAUUACUUUUACAUUAAUAGGGUUUUCUGUAACCUGUUCUCUUGAGCCAAAUUAUUUUUAUUGAUUGCAUUCUUUUUGUCAGCCAAACUGAUUUUCACAUGAACAAGGCAAUAUGACAUGUCCGACUACAGUACUUGACAUUGCUAGAUGCAUGUUGCUUUGUUUUAACUUGGACAUUUUUUGUCAAAUACUAUUAAAGUUAUUUUGAAAAGUUUCAUAUAUAAAAAAAGAAAGUGAACUGUGGUAUAAAAGCAGUUAUUUUGUAUAAAAUAAAACAGUAUUAAGUAUAAAUACUUUAGCCAGGCCUGCUAGAUUACAGAGCCGUUAUGUCAAUUAAUUUACAGCAUUAUUUGAUGGAAAAAGUUGAAAUGUUGGCUGGUUUUCCACUUCUUCUGAAAAUGUCAGCAUUUAUAUUUUAUAUACCAGUAGUUGAAAAAAGGAAUAAUCCACUUGAUGCUAUUAAGUUUUAUUUAUUGUGGUUUAUUUCAUUGUUUUAUGUGAUAUUAACAUUCCUUUUGUCUUCAAAUAUUUUAUUUAUAUACAUCUCAAGUAUAUGAAUAUAAACGGGUCCAGAUACUUUGUUUUAUCAGAAGACAUAUUGGAUUAAAUACAUUAUAAUUUGUUAAUUAAUGAAACUGUCCGUCCUAUUUAAAAUAAACUGGUUCUAUUUAUUCUAUAAAACCUGUUCAUCCUGUUUUAUAUAUUUAUAUGUGUUAUUAUUUAUCAUAUAUAGUAAAAUGUAACUAUUUA
This is a messenger RNA of Patella vulgata (common limpet), 6439 nucleotides long. Its product is annotated as cilia- and flagella-associated protein 65. Lineage: Eukaryota; Metazoa; Mollusca; Gastropoda; Patellidae. The transcript is spliced from 43 exons. The record is from RefSeq and is a predicted model, not a curated record. The coding region runs from base 196 to 5427 and encodes 1743 amino acids.